AUGGAGUAUAUGCAGCCGUCGUACCUGUAUACUCGCCUGGUCGACAAUCUGCCGUGGAAGGGAGGCGACCCCUCGGUCAAAGGAGAUCCCCGGAAGAGCGUGAAAUGGAUUGAUGGCCUCCGAGGCAUCGCAUCCUUCCUGGUCGUCCUGACCCAUCUGGCUCGCGCCUGGGACUACGAUCUCUUUGCGCCGCGCGAUACCGAAGACGCCACGCCGCGAGUGCUCCAAUGGCCAAUUCUGCGGAUCCCCUGGCAGGGCCGCAUCGGGGUCACCAUCUUCGCCUUCCUGACGGGCUACGUGUGCGCCCUCAAGCCCAUCAAGCAGUCCCGCGCCGGCGACCGCUACGCCGCCUUCACCUCCGUCGCGAAGAGCGCCUUCCGCCGUCCGCCGCGGCUUAUCCUCCCGGCCACCUUUGCCAUGAUCAUCUCGUGGGUCAUGGCCCAGUGCGGCGCCUUCAUCGUGGCCAACCGCUCCGACUGCUGGUGGUGUCGCUACGCCGCCCCGGAUCUCGAGGACUCCUUCUGGAAAGAGGUCCUCCGCCUGUUCAAGAACUUCCUCAGCACCUGGACCACCGGCUACAUGGCCUACGAUGACCACCAGUGGGCGCUGUUGCCGCUGCUGCUGGCCUCGAUGCUGGUGUACAUUCUCCUGUUCGCGACCAUGUUUGUCCGCUUCCGCUAUCGCCUGGUCAUCUACCUCAUCAUGCUUCUGUACUUCCACCAGGACGCCGCCAAAAACACGGAAACCUUCCAAAUGCAAGCCAUCUACGGCAUGUUCCUGAGCGAUCUGUCCUACGAGGCCGCCUGGCGCGACUUCAUCGACCGCCACCGCUGGCCGCGGCGUAUCGUCGCCGGCAUCCUGGCCAUUACCGGCCUCCUCAUCGCCGGGUACCCGGGCGAGCACCCGGAGUGGGCGACGUGGUCGGACCUGAUGUACCAGGCGGCGCAGUACAUCUUCCCACCGGACGUCAAUAUCGGCAAGCGCUACACGGCCGUUGGCGUCGACCUGAUCAUCUUCGCCAUCUUCAUCUCCCCGUCCACUAAGGAAUUCCUCUCCAACCGCCUCCUCCUCUGGCUCGGCAAGCAGAGCUUCGCCGUCUACCUGGUCCACGGCACGCUGCUGCGCACCGUGCUGUGCUGGAUGCUGUACGGCAUCUCGGGCCAGCCCUGGGAGGAGGUCGUCGACGAGAACGGCAACCCCAUCUACGACGAGGACGGGAACCGCGUCCUGCCGCCCUGGCUGCCCAUCCGCCCGCCCUGGGUCGUGGCCAUCAGCAUCCCCGCCUGGAUCGCCCUCGUGUACUUCUGCGCCUCCCUCUGGACCAACUACGUCGACCCCGUCUGCGCCCGCAUCACCCAGAAACUCGAGAACUGGAUGUUCGUCGACGACGAGAAGGACGCCGCCCCGCCGCCGCUGCCCAUGACCUCCCUGCCCAUGCCGACGGCAUAG
Aspergillus terreus NIH2624 is the source of this 1449-nucleotide messenger RNA. Its product is annotated as acyltransferase family protein. NCBI's taxonomy places the organism in Eukaryota, Fungi, Ascomycota, Eurotiomycetes, Eurotiales, Aspergillaceae. Gene Ontology annotation, molecular function: acyltransferase activity, transferring groups other than amino-acyl groups. The transcript is spliced from 3 exons. Gene Ontology annotation, biological process: polysaccharide biosynthetic process. The record is from RefSeq and is a predicted model, not a curated record. The coding region runs from base 1 to 1449 and encodes 482 amino acids. Gene Ontology annotation, cellular component: membrane.